AUUUUUCGUGUAAAGAAAACGAAAUCUGGGGUUUGAAAAUAGGAUUUACAUCACAAAGGUACUAUGGAGGUCGCAGUUUGCACCGCUAACGCCGAGACUAACACCGAGAGCACAACUACCAUCGAACGUGCCGUCAACACCAACUUUACCACUGAAGAUAAAGCGACAAACACCACCAUCAACACGAUGAACACUUCUGACACCGGAGUUAAUACCUCCGAGGAUAACAUGACAAACACCGCCAUCAACACGAUGAACACUUCUGACACCGGAGUUAAUACCUCCGAGGAUAACAUGACAAACACCGCCAUCAACACGAUGAACACUUCUGACACCGGAGUUAAUACCUCCGAGGAUAACAUGACAAACACCGCCAUCAACACGAUGAACACUUCUGACACCGGAGUUAAUACCUCCGAGGAUAACAUGACAAACACCGCUAUCAAUACGAUGAACACUUCUGACACCGGAGUAAAAACCACUGAGAAUAAGAUGACAAACACAACCAUCAACGCGAUGAACACUUCUGACACCGGAGUUAAAACCUCCGAGGAUAAGAUGACAAACACAACCAUUAACGAGAUGUACACUUCUGACACCGGAGUUAAAACCUCCGAGGAUAAAAUGACAAACACAACCAUUAACGAGAUGUACACUUCUGACACCGGAGUUAAAACCUCCGAGGAUAAGAUGACAAACACAACCAUUAACGAGAUGUACACUUCUGACACCGGAGUUAAAACCUCCGAGGAUAAGAUGACAAACACAACCAUUAACGAGAUGUACACUUCUGACACCGGAGUUAAAACCUCCGAGGAUAAGAUGACAAACACAACCAUCAACGCGAUGUACACUUCUGACACCGGAGUUAAAACCUCCGAGGAUAAGAUGACAAACACAACCAUUAACGAGAUGUACACUUCUGACACCGGAGUUAAAACCUCCGAGGAUAAGAUGACAAACACAACCAUUACCGAGAUGUACACUUCUGACACCGGAGUUAAAACCUCCGAGGAUAAGAUGACAAACACAACCAUUAACGAGAUGUACACUUCUGACACCGGAGUUAAAACCUCCGAGGAUAAGAUGACAAACACAACCAUUAACGAGAUGUACACUUCUGACACCGGAGUUAAAACCUCCGAGGAUAAGAUGACAAACACAACCAUUACCGAGAUGUACACUUCUGACACCGGAGUUAAAACCUCCGAGGAUAAGAUGACAAACACAACCAUUAACGAGAUGUACACUUCUGACACCGGAGUUAAAACCUCCGAGGAUAAGAUGACAAACACAACCAUUAACGAGAUGUACACUUCUGACACCGGAGUUAAAACCUCCGAGGAUAAGAUGACAAACACAACCAUUAACGAGAUGUACACUUCUGACACCGGAGUUAAAACCUCCGAGGAUAAGAUGACAAACACAACCAUUAACGAGAUGUACACUUCUGACACCGGAGUUAAAACCUCCGAGGAUAAGAUGACAAACACAACCAUUAACGAGAUGUACACUUCUGACACCGGAGUUAAAACCUCCGAGGAUAAGAUGACAAACACAACCAUUAACGAGAUGUACACUUCUGACACCGGAGUUAAAACCUCCGAGGAUAAGAUGACAAACACAACCAUUAACGAGAUGUACACUUCUGACACCGGAGUUAAAACCUCCGAGGAUAAGAUGACAAACACAACCAUUAACGAGAUGUACACUUCUGACACCGGAGUUAAAACCUCCGAGGAUAAGAUGACAAACACAACCAUUAACGAGAUGUACACUUCUGACACCGGAGUUAAAACCUCCGAGGAUAAGAUGACAAACACAACCAUUACCGAGAUGUACACUUCUGACACCGGAGUUAAAACCUCCGAGGAUAAGAUGACAAACACAACCAUUAACGAGAUGUACACUUCUGACACCGGAGUUAAAACCUCCGAGGAUAAGAUGACAAACACAACCAUUAACGAGAUGUACACUUCUGACACCGGAGUUAAAACCUCCGAGGAUAAGAUGACAAACACAACCAUUACCGAGAUGUACACUUCUGACACCGGAGUUAAAACCUCCGAGGAUAAGAUGACAAACACAACCAUUAACGAGAUGUACACUUCUGACACCGGAGUUAAAACCUCCGAGGAUAAGAUGACAAACACAACCAUCAACACCAUGAACACUACUGACAUCGGAGCUAAUACCUCUGAGGAUAAGAUGACAAACACCGCCGUCAACACAAAAAACAUUACUGACAUCGGUGUUAAUACCUCUGGGGUUAAGAUAAUAAACACCGCCAUCAAUACAAUGAACACUACUGUCACUAAAGAAACUGCAGUUAACACUGAACAUGUAUUUUGUUCUAACUGCAAUUGUAUUGUAGGCCUUGUAGACAACAUAGAUACUACAGUUGCAAGCACAAGCAAGUCCGAUAAUACAGUUUCUCCUCCAUGUAACACUGAAGAUGUUGCUAAUAAUACAAAUAACACAUUCAAUACACAAAACACUUCAGAUAACAUUGAUAAUAAUAAAAAAAACACUUUUGACGACGACACUGGUUCUGCAAGUGUUUCCAAUACAAAUAAAGACGAAGAAGAGGUUGCGCAUUCAUCCAACAAUCCUCCUAAUGAAAAUAACAAACAAAAUUCCGAAAAUGCUAAAUGUAAGACAAAAAAAUUAAAACGUUGUCCGGACCAUGAUGGGUUAUAUUCCCCUGAUUGUGAAAAAUGUCGCUGGCGUCUUUAUAACGACGAUGAUAGCGGCACAGACGAUGACGAACCUUAUGAAAUGCCCGAAAUAUUGCGAAACAUAAUUAACGAUCCGUCAUUUGAGGAUGAUAUUCCUGAUCUCCCUUACGAACCUCCGCGUGCCCGCAGAGGUAGAUAUGCUAGAAGGGAUGAACGGGAACUUUACUACAGAGCUAUUUUACAAAUAGCUCUUAAUAAUCAUAGUUCUGACAGCUGUGACGAAGAAUAUGAAAAUGAGGGUUCAAUGGGCCUUUAAAUUAAAUCUAUCAACGUCGCUUAGCUUGAUCUGAACUUGCAUAUAAUCUUCAAUUUUUCAUCGUUGAAAGUAGUUAUGUGACAUUUCCCAUUUAAAUAUCGUAGAUAUCGUUCUUAGAAAAGUUUGUAGAAGUAGAAAGUAGAAUGAAGCUUAAGAUUAUUGUAGUAUAGUUCAACGUGUUGCAUACGUGGCUCAUAAUAGCCCGACAGAUCUAUCUAAAAUCGCGGCAACCCAAUAGUAUAUGUCUUACGUAAUUACGAGAAUAGCUAAAAACGAGACAAUUAUUAAAAUUGGAUUUUAUUAAAACAUGAUCGGUGACUCAAUUCACAAACACUCACAUACAU
Papilio machaon (common yellow swallowtail) is the source of this 3338-nucleotide messenger RNA. RefSeq lists its product as uncharacterized. The record is from RefSeq and is a predicted model, not a curated record. Bases 64 to 2994 code for a protein of 976 amino acids. The transcript is spliced from 2 exons. Lineage: Eukaryota; Metazoa; Arthropoda; Insecta; Lepidoptera; Papilionidae.